Aspergillus neoniger CBS 115656 is the source of this 312-nucleotide messenger RNA. RefSeq lists its product as uncharacterized. The record is from RefSeq and is a predicted model, not a curated record. The transcript has a single exon. The coding region runs from base 1 to 312 and encodes 103 amino acids. NCBI's taxonomy places the organism in Eukaryota, Fungi, Ascomycota, Eurotiomycetes, Eurotiales, Aspergillaceae.
AUGCCCACUUCUCAAGGAACCUUCAGAUGGACGGCUCCAAAUCGAGCAGAUGCAGAGUUCGAUAUUGACGGUACAUCUUCCAGAUGCGUCAUUACUCUCAGUCGACCGGUUCAAGAUUUCGGAAAGACAUCAGCAACAUUGGAUUACGAGGAUAUAGAACAACUCUCCGGCACACAUUUCUUCGAUGGCCAUAUUGGUAGAGCAGACUUUGAAACCGAUUUUUAUAACGCUCCCAAGAUCCAAGGCAACCUAGAUUCACUUAUUGACCAAUACAUAUUCGUUGAUGGGAAUGGAAUGUGGACACAUUCCUAA